Scylla paramamosain (green mud crab) is the source of this 2419-nucleotide messenger RNA. RefSeq lists its product as uncharacterized. NCBI's taxonomy places the organism in Eukaryota, Metazoa, Arthropoda, Malacostraca, Decapoda, Portunidae. The transcript is spliced from 3 exons. Bases 98 to 556 code for a protein of 152 amino acids. The record is from RefSeq and is a predicted model, not a curated record. Gene Ontology annotation, biological process: sleep; positive regulation of voltage-gated potassium channel activity; regulation of synaptic transmission, cholinergic.
GAAUUAUCAAUAAUACCACUUUCAAUUAUGUACGAAUGGUCUCUGCGGGAACGCCCUUGACUCAACAACAAACGACCAGAAGGAAGUAACUGCCAAAAUGUCCAUCCUUCGGGUGUCUCUGCUCCUGGUGGUGUUGCAGAACCUGGUAGCGAGAAGUGGAGCCAUCAAAUGCUACCAGUGCUCCACGGAUGAAGACCCAGAAGGCAAGGAUCUGUGUGGGGCAUAUGAAAGAUUUGAUGAGACAGCACACAUUCCUGUUGACUGUCUGCAAGAAGAGUCAGUCACUCCCGGCACCUUCUGUGUGAAAAUUACCAAGCAAUCACCACGCAUGUUUAUCUGGGAUGGAAGAUGGCGAACGGUGAUACGUCGUUGCUCCUCAGUGUCAGAGACAGGUGUGACCAACAUGUGCAACUGGGGGCUGGAUGCUAACAGUGUGUACUGGGAGGAAUGCUACUGCACCUCUGAUGGCUGCAAUGGCUCUUCCUCCAUCGCCUCCAGUGGCACAGUGGUGGUGGUGCUGCUGUUCAUCUCAUUUGGGUACCUUGGGCGUCACUGACAUACCUGAUAACCACCCCAUGUACAAACUUCAGAUUCUGCUGCAGCUCAGUGUCCUUUUCUAUUAUAUCGUUGAAUAGGGUUGUCUUAGUGUAGCUCCCUAUUUUAUUGUUAUUGUUUUCCUGAUACUUAUUGUAGGUAGAGUUGAAAUACCAAAUAAUAACUUAAAAUUUUAUUUUUAUCAUAUGAAUCUUAUAAUUCAUCAGAAUAAUAUUUUUUCACAUCAAGCAAGGUGAUAGGAUCAGGUAUCAAAAUGUAUCCAACUAAACAACAGGUGUGCAAGUAAUAAUCUUCAUCUCAGAGUGGAGUUUUUAAGAAAACUUCCUUUCUUCUCAAAGUUGUAUUUGUAACAUUUUUUACCUAGUGAUGAAACAACUGCUGCAGAAAGUGUCCAUAAUACUUCUGUUUGAGUAUUAUUGUCAAAAGUGCAGGUGGUGUAAUUCAGCCAGAAGUGGAGACUGAAUAUGAGCAUCUCGUCUCCAUGGCUGCACAGCCACAAUUUACUUUUGUCUUGCAAGUAGUUGUGGCUAUGGCUAGAUCUGAUACAUGUGUAUCAUGUAUGUAUGUAUAUAUGUGAGAACAUUGUAUUACAUCACAAACAAGUUAUGCUCCCUUUGCAUGUUUGUGGUCUGUACCGCAUACUGUGUUGGCAAAGACUAAUUAGUGCAUUAUUAAAUAUUUUUGCCAUAAAAUGUGCAGUCAUUUUAGUACUAGGACUGAUAUUUAGGAAUGAGCAGUUAAAGUGUGUGUUCAGGAUUCUUUGAUAUAUUUUCUUUAUGCAUUUCAAGCAACAUCUCAACUGAAACUAUCCAUAAUGAAUGAUUACCAUUGGUAGUACAAGUACCAAUAGUACUUUUGGGAAAAAAUUGUCUGUGAAGCAAGACAUUGCAUAGUUUAUGAAUUUCCACAAGACUGAAUGCUACUUACUCCAUUCUCUUUUCCUAAGGAAAUUUGUUCCUGGGCACUGGCCACAACUCAUUAAAUGCUUACAAGUUAAACUUUCUUGCAUUCUUUAGGUGAUUCAUGUCAUAUUUCAUCUGCUUUCUGUAUAAACUGAUAUGUGGUCAGUAGAGCACAAUAAUAUCAACUUUGGCUUGAUUUAGUAGCAUUACUUGUGUACAUGUUUUUGGUUUUGUAAUAUUUAUUUUCAAAUAACUAGGAGAUUAACUUAUGGAUUACUUAGGAUAGUUUUAAGUAAUAUAUCCUGAUACUAACAUAUAUAAUUUUUUUAUAUUUAACAAAACAAAAUUCUCAGAAAUUUUGAUUAAGCUGUAAAAGUUGAACAGGAAUGUCUGCAUUGUACUUGCUUUAUAUACAAGACAUUCAAAAUUUAGAAUUGUCUGUCAUAUUUUCAUGUUUUAAUGGUAGUGGUGACUGACAUGCAUGUCAUCAUAUGAGAAAAUGCAUCCACCUGUGAGUGGUGGAUGCAGAUGCCAUGAUGAAUCUUGUUGAUGAUCCAGAAUAUUCAUACAUAUUGUCCACAUGCCAGUCUGGUCAGUUGAGGAAGCAAACAAACAAUUGAUUCUGUCAUUAAUGUAGCCUCGAGAUGUUAUUCUUUGAGUAUUGAUACAGUAUUACAAUUUUUCUGUGGUUGAAUAUUGUCAGAAUACGAAUGCAUCUUUAUCAAACGUGGCUUAUGUGUGCUCUUAGUAUUAUCGUGUUAUAACAGGCCGUCCAUGUAGUGUUAAGAAAAGUCUUCUCCCAAAUGCCAGAAGGGAAGAACAUUGAUACAAUGUAACAAACCCGUCCAAUGAAUCUCAAUUUUUACAGAGUGAUAGAUUAGAACUCGACCGUCCAAGGAAUCCUUCCAAUUUAGCUGUAGUUACGUAGUUGUGUAAAUAAUUUUUAAUAAAUAAUAGUCAGA